GCUCCAAUUCUGGUAUAACCUUAAAACUACAACUCCCAUGAAGCACCUGGAAUCACAACAAACGUGCUAAUGCCAAACAUUCCGCUCAAUGAAGCCGGCAUUUUAAUUCUUGCUGCGACAUGAGGUGUUAUUUACUGUAGCCAGCAAUGGCACCCGGGGAUGUGGUACCAGACCAUCCCAAGCAGCCGAAGCCCAAGGAGAAGCGGAGUGGAAACAGGGCAUCAUCGAAAGCAGACUGUGAGCCGGAUGGAUCCUUUGUCUUUGAGGCUCAUGAGGCUUGGAAGGACUUCCAUAACUCCCUCAGGCACUUCUAUGAAGUGGGAGAGCUCUGUGACGUUACACUGAAGGUUGGCAGUAGGUUGAUACCAUGCCACAAACUAGUGCUUGCAUGUGUUAUCCCUUACUUCAGGGCCAUGUUCCUGUCAGAGAUGUCCGAGGCUAAGCAGGAGCUGAUAGAGAUCAAGGACUUUGAUGGGGAUGCUAUCCAGGACCUGGUACAUUUUGCCUACUCCUCCAAGCUCACACUAACGGUGGACAAUGUUCAGCCUCUGCUUUACGCAGCCUGUAUCCUCCAGGUGGAGUUGGUGGCGAGGGCUUGCUGUGAGUACAUGAAGGCACACUUCCACCCCACUAACUGCCUGGCAGUUCGUACCUUUGCUGAGAGCCACAAUCGCGUCGACCUGAUGGACAUGGCCGACCGCUACGCCUGUGAGCACUUCACUGAGGUGGUGGAGUGUGAGGACUUUACGUGCGUGUCUCCCCAGCACCUGCGCACGUUAUUGUCCUCCAGCGAGCUCAACAUCCACUCAGAGACCCAGGUAUACAACGCAGCAGUGAAAUGGCUCAAAGCCAAUCCACAGCACCACGAGGCCUGGCUGGACCAGAUCAUGUCUCAGGUGCGUCUCCCCCUGCUGCCUGUUGAGUUCCUGACUGGAAAAGUAGCGAAGGACGAGAUGAUCAAGGGUAACCUUAGUUGUCGUGAUCUGAUGGAUGAGGCCAGGAACUACCACCUCCACCUCAGCAACAAGGUGGUGCUGGACUUUGAGUAUUCAGUUCGCACUAUACCCCGGAAACACACUGCAGGGGUUUUGUUCUGUGUGGGUGGCCGUGGGGGUUCAGGUGACCCAUUUCGCAGCAUUGAAUGCUACUCCAUCACUAAGAACAGCUGGUUCUUUGGCCCUGAAAUGAACAGCAGACGGCGUCACGUGGGUGUCAUAUCUGUUGGAGGUAAAGUUUAUGCUGUUGGGGGCCAUGAUGGUAAUGAACACUUAGGCAACAUGGAGAUGUUUGACCCUCUCACCAACAAGUGGAUGAUGAAAGCCUCCAUGAACACCAAAAGGAGGGGAAUAGCCCUGGCAGCUCUCGGGGGUCCUAUCUAUGCUAUCGGAGGUCUGGACGACAACUCCUGCUUCAACGAUGUGGAACGCUACGACAUCGAAAGCGACUGCUGGAGCUCAGUGGCCCCGAUGAACACACCCCGAGGAGGAGUGGGGUCUGUGGCGUUGGGGAGUUUUGUAUAUGCAGUUGGAGGAAACGACGGCGUGGCGUCACUAUCCAGCGUGGAGCGGUUUAACCCACAUCUCAAUAAGUGGGCAGAAGUCAGCGAGAUGGGUCAGCGACGUGCAGGGAAUGGAGUCAGCAAACUCAAUGGCUGCCUCUAUGUAGUUGGUGGUUUUGAUGACAAUUCACCCCUGAGCUCUGUGGAGCGCUUUGACCCACGAAUGCACCGCUGGGAGUACGUGUCUGAGCUGACCACGCCCCGUGGUGGUGUCGGGGUUGCUACUGUAAUGGGAAGAGUGUUUGCAGUUGGGGGCCACAAUGGGAACAUCUACUUAAACACAGUGGAGGCUUUUGAGCCUCGAAUGAACAGGUGGGAGCUUGUGGGAUCGGUGUCACACUGCCGUGCCGGUGCUGGAGUGGCUGUCUGUUCAUCUCACGUCAGCCAGAUCAGGGAUGUCGGCCAGGGCUCCAGCAAUGUGGCCAACUGCAUGUGACCGCAGGCUUGUAUGCUACCAGGUGACUGACUGACUGACUUGACUGCCAGGCCACCACCAGAUCUGAUCACUGCACACGCACACAACACAAGGCACACAGACAGUGGCGGCCUGAUUUUAGCCCGGCAGCUUUGUAACUGUCACCACUGGAUUGAACAUUAGCAUUAAAUGGCUGAUGUCCAGUUUGCACAGUGAUAGAGGAAUAUUAGGGAGAUUUUUUUGACUUGAAGUGCAUAUCUGACAAAUCUGAAGUCCUCUCCAUCAAAAUGACACAUUGGAGAUGUUCAUCUGUACUCCAGCUGGUGUGAUUUUCAAUCAGUGCUGUAGGGUUUUGUACUGUAUUUUCAUCUGUUUGACUGCCUUGAUUGAGUUUUGUCUUUGCGUAAGGGAAAUAAGUAGCUGAGCUUUGAAUUUCAUACUAACAUCUUGAGAAUGACGUGAGUUCAGAACUAUUAGGUUAACUGCACAUUAUGAAUGUGGACCGUUCUGUAGGCCAGUUUAAAAACAUUUCAAAUGUCUUUUCAUGAAGAUUUCUACGGUGUUGUUUUUCUUUGUGGAGAGACGUGAACAUACUGGAUUCAACACUUUGUAUGCAGUGAACUGUGUGUAGUUGAAACCACAUCUUCAUUAGUCAACCUGAAUUAUGAUGUCAGUUUACAUUUCCAAGACUCCACAAUCAUAAGCCGCAUCAUUCAGAAGCUUCCAUAAGAACGUGUAAAAGGUGCUUUUCAGAAAUCUUUUAUUAGCAGUUCAGUAAGCUGCAUUGUUUCCUUGCAUUUGCAACUUUAAGGGAUUUACCUGUAAUCGUGUUUGAACAAUCAUUCAAGACUGAGGAAGACAAAUCAGUCGCUUGUGAGGAGAUGACAGGUCCAAGGAAUUUAUCUGCUGCAAGUGCCCAACAGAAAAAAAAAUUAUAUCAGCUGAUUUAGGAAGCUGAAGAUGCAAAUCUGUUUCAACCUCCUGCUGAAUCCAGAGUCCUUCACUCCCAACUCAGAUUUGUAGAAGAGGUUUGAUGACUGUCCACCUGAGAGUCCAGGACUGAUCAGAGCAAUACAGCAAUCUCUUUUGAAAUAAUCGUAAAGAGAUCUGAUCCAACUGACAGGGCCAGAUUCUCAAAUGUAACAUUUGUGUUUAUCGAUAGCUGGACUGUCAAAAGUCAGAUGUGUAUGAGAUUCAGCUGAGGUUUGACUCUGCAGAAGGUUGUGUUAUAUUUUAAUAUAUGGACAUUUUGUAUAAUAAAAUAGGUGUAUCUUUGGUAUUAUUCUUUACUACAAUAUCUAAUCCAUUGCUGUGCACUAUUUUCCUAGACUAGUUGUGAAGUCUUGAGUAUAUUUUUGUCCUAAAUGGAGAAUUUUCAUGUAAUUCAUGUUUAAAGAUGUUUAUUUAACACGUGUGUAUAUUUCUGCCAUAUCUGUGAAAGAUGUAAGUUCCAGCUACAGUUUUGUUUUUGUUCAAAAUAGGCUGAAAGAGUUUUAAACAUUCUAUAUAUACAGUUUAUAAUAGACUAUAUAUAUUAUUGCACAGUUUGUGUCCUGCCGGUUUUGAAGCUCUUGCAUUUUAUCAACAAUGUAUAAUCAAUAUUUUUGUCAAAUUUGUAAGUAAAUUAUCCAGAUACUGAGUCUUUUGUAAACUUGACUGUAUUUUGUGUUCUUCCUUCUCUUGACUGCUUCCAUCUUUUGCCUUUUGUUUUUAUGUUAUUGGUAUAAAUUGGUACAAUAAAGUUCUGUGUUGAAAUUUCAA
Molecule: messenger RNA, 3734 nt
Organism: Notolabrus celidotus (New Zealand spotty)
Lineage: Eukaryota; Metazoa; Chordata; Actinopteri; Labriformes; Labridae
Gene: klhl8
Product: kelch-like family member 8
Exons: 12
Coding region: 147-1994 (615 amino acids)
Molecular function (GO): protein binding
Source: RefSeq, a predicted model, not a curated record